CCGGCGUUCCUCAGUCUGUGCGGUUGCGUCUGAUACUCGUGUUCGGUACGCUAGAUCACGUGCGUCCUCAACAAAGGGGCGAGAGGGAAUAAGGGACAAGCGAUGUCGACAUUACCGUUCCUCGAGCGUGUCACUGCGGCGGCAACAUCGAAUUGUUGCCCUCGGAAUGUGUGAAAGUCCUCCAGGAUUAUCGCUGCAGCUGGAUCCAUGAUUGCGGUGCAAAAUGGUGGAUCGGCAAAAGGCGCUUCUAAUAGUGUUAUUGGCGCUCUUAAUCUAUCCAAACGAUAUCUUCGGUGGCGCGUUCCAGCCCGAAUUCUCCGGCCCUAUCGCCAAUCUAACUAUAACUCUCGGGAGGGACGCCACUUUCACGUGUCACGUGAAACAUUUAGGAGGCUACAGAGUCGGCUGGGUGAAGGCAGACACGAAGGCGAUCCAGGCGAUACACGACCACGUGAUCACGCACAACCCGAGGGUGGCUGUGACUCACAGCGACCACACGAUGUGGAACCUUCACAUCAAAGGUGUCCAGAUAGAGGACGCCGGUCUCUACAUGUGCCAGAUCAACACGGAUCCCAUGAAGAGUCAGACAGGUUUGCUGUCAAUUGUUGUGCCACCUGAUUUCAUCUCUGAAGCUACAUCAAGCGACGUAAUGGUGGGCGAAGGUGGUCAGGUGAAGUUAACGUGCCGGGCGAGAGGCAUACCACCGCCGCGCAUAACGUGGCGCCGAGAAGACGGCAAGGACAUUAUAAUUCGGGAGCCAUUUGCAGGAAGCGCCCCGAACCAGAAGUUGCAGGUUUCAAUCGUGAAUGAGUUCUUUGGCGAAGAGCUGAAACUGAUGAAGAUCUCGAGGAACGAGAUGGGAGUUUAUCUGUGCAUCGCCUCCAACGCGAUUCCGCCCACGAUCAGCAAACGGAUUUUUCUCAGCGUUCAUUUUCCGCCUGUGAUUCAAGUACCAAAUCAGCUGCUCAGUGCGCCCUUGGGGACCGACGUGAUUCUGGAAUGUUUCGUUGAAGCAUUCCCGAAGUCGAUUAACUAUUGGGUCAAGGACAAGGGUUCGAUGCUAAUAUCUAGCUUCAAACACGAUGUCAAGGUGAUAGAGAAGUCGCAAUUCGAGAUCCAAAUGGUCCUCAUCAUCCGGUACUUGCAGAAAUCCGACAUGGGAACGUACCGAUGCGCGGCCAAAAAUUCCCUCGGCGAGGUCGAGAGCAGUAUUCGAUUAUACGAGAUCGUCAGCCCCGGGAGGAUAGUCACGAAGGCGAUGCCGCCGUUCUAUGAGGACGUGACCGUGACGGCGCAGGACACGGCGGAGAUGGACAAGACGAAGAACGAGCUGCUGAUGGUGGACGAAACGGUGCGCGGCCACGUCUUGGGUUAUCCGGUGCUCGUCACGCCACCUUCGACAAUUCGCGUCGCCAAGAAACGACCCGCGACCAAGACGAGCUCGGGCGCAGAUCCACGAGGGUCCGCCGUCGUUCUGUCGUCAGUAGUGUCACUGAUGAUGAUCGUAUGCCGAAGGUGGUGGCCGUGCUGGUGGUGAGAAACGAAACGGGGAAUCCCAAAGGAUCGUGGAAGGACUGCUGUUAGCUCUCGCGAUCGUCAUGGCCCGAUCUCGGCGACAUCGCGUAACUCGCCUUCGAAGAAGAUCGUUAUACGUGUGACCAACAAUGUUCGUUGCCCAUCGAUGGAUCCGAAGUUGUUUCCGUCGUGAAUCGCUGAACGAGUUUCACGAACAGAUAUUUCCGCGUUUCAUCACCGGCCUGUCAGAUUCUCCGCUGCUUCGAUUCUGAUUGAUCAACCGAAAGGGAUCACGUAAAGCGAAGCACGCUUCGCGUUGUUCAUUCAAAUUUCACAUCCGGCUCCAUGUAAAAAGAAAGUCCUCAGACUUCGAUCUUCAUUGGUUAUUCAACAGCUUGCUCGGCUUUACGCAACGAAAACAACUUCGAUCGGGCUUAAGUCGCCGUUGCCGCCGUUGCCGCCGCCGACAACGACGUAUCGUCUUCCCUGAGUGGCUUAUUCGUAAUUCGUAGACCUAAUCAAUGGAUCGGGAGAUCGCAGAAGGGAUGAACCAAGUUGGGACCGAAGACGGAGACGCGCAUCGCGCCAGGCGUAUCUUGAUCGUUUUUGCUUGGAUCAAGAAAUCAAUCGGUGAGUGCUGAAUUAAUUAAAGCGAGAUAUCGUAUUCGCGGUAGAAUUUGGGUCGAUCCUAUUUUCAAUGUUAUAAAUAGUGUCCUAAAUUUUCUUCUUUUCUAUGCAAAGGUAGACUCGAAUAAUCUCAUGAUUACCUUAUAACGAGCAGAAUAUUUUAGCAGCUAUUUAAGAGAUUUUCUAAGCUUUAAUACGUCGCGAUAUAAAUCACUUUCAUGUAAAACUGAUUGCUUUCAUAUUUUAAUACGUAGAGAAGAAUGUUGCAUACGUUUGAAUCAAAUGGUGAAUGCUUGAUUGAUUAAGAUACGCUUAGCGGAUGAACGACGUCUAUGAUACUUAACGCCAUAAUAAAAGAAAAAGAUAGGCGAUAGGCGUAAAACGUAGGAAAGGAGACAACGAAAUGGUAGAAGCCAGAAAGCAGAUAGACACAAAAAGGACGACGCGAGCAGAGAGAGAGAGAGAGAGAGAGAGACAUAUCUCGACGUUAAAAGUCCUCGAUAAUAUUCGCGCGGAUCGAAGGACCAGGUACGUAACUCCUCAGUUUCGGCGGCAAUAAAUUUGCGUGAUGUGUAUAUAUGUACGUAUAUCAUAUAUUGCCACGCUCGCACGUGUAUAUGUGUGCAUACUGACACGUCAGGGUAACUAACUAACACGUUCGUGCCACCCUUCCCCAUCCUACCCCUCCGUUACGCUCUCGAAUCGCGUGCGAGCGGCGUAGCGUUCCGUAGAUAGAUCCUCACGAUUACGCCGGUGUAAUAGAAUAUGUAUCGCGACUUAAAUGAGUAUAUCGACAGCUUUAAACGAGUUCGAGCUGGAAGUAGCAAGGCGUCGCGCCGUGUCCGUCGUAGACGGAUCCGCCCGAUAUCUCGGACCAAUCGAUUACGGACGAGUGGUCCGAAGUUGUUCGCCACAAAAUGCCCUGAUCACGGACGCGCGAUCGCGUACCUGUCCCUCUCCCGCUAACUUUCUUAUCUUCUCAUCGACGGAUCUUUUAUGGCGCUCUCGACAGCGGUUCUCGACAGUAAAACUCGCCAGUCAACAUGGAAUUGAGCGCUACUUUCGCGAAACGUUUAUUUCAGAGCUUUACUUUUACCGAAUUGCGGCCCUCGAUAUCAAAACGCUCCGAACGAUAGCAGUCCAGUGAAGAGUCAUAUUCGAUGACUGUUUGCAGUUUUACUCGCGAGAACGGCCCUCGAUGUUAGAAUUUACCGAUGAAAAUAAAAUUCAGCGCGACAUUUUCAACGCGGAUAUUUACUUGCGAACUUUAUCCUUUAACAGCAACUGUCGAUCAUAUGGCUCCAGAUUUAAUCUAAACUUAACUUGAAAGUGACGCUGAAUAAGCAUCCACUUGAGAACUGAAAGUUGUUCUGUAAAAAAGCAAAAGCUACAAAGUAAUAAAAUUCUGGAGAGUACACUUUGCAAUGUUCAUUCAAUGUAUCGUUAGAAAUACGUUCAAGAUAUUUUUUUUAUAUUGAUUGAAUAACUUAAAUUAGCGUUAAUAAAAUAUAAAAGUCUGUAAUUUUUCGACAUUAAUCGACUUAAUAAUAAUCACUUAAUAAUAAGACAAUAUAAAACUGAUCUUUCAUGUUCUAAUGUAUUAUAUAUUACAUAUAUUACAGUUAAAAUUGAUAAACGAUAUCACGAGUAUUGCAAAGUGACAUUCGUAGAUCGAUUAUACUUUUAUUAACUUCAUGCUUAUAUUAUUAAUGAAAUGAAACUUUUUUUAUAAUAAUAAUACCAAAAUAAAAUUUUUGAUGAUGAAAUAAACUAACAAAAUUAUAGUAAAAUCACUCGAUAUAUAUUAUAUAAAAAGUAUGUACGACAAUAAUGAUGUUGUCCGAACAUUGCGCAUGAACUACAAAUUUUAAUCAUUUAGGAGCAAUUCAAUCAAAACACGGCAAGAAUCAAUACAAAAUUUCUUCGAUCGCGCGUCCUAUGGUCAGGUACUGUAUAUCCGAUCACUCGUUUCCGAUGUGAGUGACUAAUAAUCGUUCAUUAGGCCAACGCGGACAAACUUUUCUGCCGCGCUUCGAACAAAUGUGCAAAACACAUGUACGAUGGAAAGAGUGCAAGAAAGAAACCAAGCAUGAAAGAGAGAAAGAGAGACAAUGUGCAUGCGUGAGAGUGAUACUAAUUAUAUUUUUAUAUUUCCAGCGUAGCGUAUUUACGUUCCGUAUCGAUAGAUCCUUUAAUGAUGGUCAGAGCUCUAGUCGGCCAUUCCAUUUGCUAUCAUGACAUUCGGUUCUCGCAAUGAUUUCUCUCUCUCUAAUUGAUUGAUGUGACUACAGCAUAGAUCUGGACGAGUCAAAAUUGGUCGUGUCUACUCCUGCUUUUCCAUUGUUGAACGCGUCAUCGCAAAGUGGAUCCAGAACGAUCGUGGAUAAUAAAAUCGAUCGCAUCGGCUGCCGCCACGCACCGCUCGCCACGACAGUUGUAUUCACUUGCCAAAAUAAAUCGGUCAUUCCCGCGGGCGCGCUCGAUUUUGGGAGUUUUGUGGCGACUGAAAUUGUGUCUCGUUACGCUUCGCGGUUCGUUUUCGAAACUCACCGACAGGUCUCUCGCAGGAGCGCCGUACGUGCCCAGUCUCCGAUAAAAUUUAUUUAUACAUUCGUGUGUUUCUCGAGCGAUUUGUCCUUCACAAUCGGCCACACAUUAAUUACUAAUUACUCUUAAAUUAUCGAAAUUGUUCCUCGAGUGGAACACGACGGGAAAAUUAAUUCUUUCAUUGUCCAUUGUGUUCCGAAUUACAAUCAUUGAAUCUUAAUUUAAUCCGUCAUUAUUCGAGAUCUUCAGACAGUUCUCGAGCUCGCUUGUUUUCAUGUAAGAACGCGACAAAUAAGUUAUUUUCGCGAACUCGAUCGACUCGAAACAAUGGAGCUAGCCGAUCCGCUGGCUGUCCGCGACAUUGACUCGAGUUUUUAGACACGUAUAGAUCAAGAGCCUAACGUCCGAAGCCUUGUUGUCACCGUGUUAGUCGAAUUAUCUGAGGGAUUCAAAGGAAAGCGAGGUCUCGGGAACAUUAUUAGAGCUUUGUCAGCGCUCGCGUAAAGAUCGAUCUCGAACCAAUUCGAGUCUCGGCCAACUCUCAACUCGCUUCGCUGUUGAGCCGCUCUCUCAUUUCGACGUCCGAAGCGUCUGAACGCUCGUCAGGCGCGCGUCAUCGAUUCGCCGCUGCACACAAACAUAUUCUGUGUCUUUGACGAACUGCCACCUCGUGUAUCGGUGCACGCGUGAAAGCUCGCCGAAACCGACGCGAUCAAGAAAUCCGCCGCGUCAUUCCGGCGCCGCAAGUGUUGAAGAUCUCCGAUCUGCGCCUAGUUCGACUUGGUGCACGAAUUGCAGUGAAAUAAACUGACCGUUGAGUACACAAGAGUUCUCUCUCAACCUGUAACUCCCUCUCCCUCCAUACGCUCGGAAUCAUCAGGGCUCCGAGAGCACAGUCUCGCGCUCAACGCUGGGCGGUUCCGGUAUCACAAAACACAUUGCAUUUUGAGAAUGAAAAUUAUAACAUAAUUUCUAAAUAUUAUGCAUAAUAUCGAAAUAGAGAUAAUGUUAUAGAAAAUAUGUUUCAAUGUUGACGUGAUUGACAAGGCUUCGCUGACAUCGUUUCGUAUAAACUAAUCUUGUUUACCCAAAUCGUUGCGCGUUUUAUUCAUUUUAUUUAUUUCGCAGUUUAUAUUUUAUUAUUGAUAAUUUUCCGUCACAAGAACUGGAAAACCUUGCAAAUAACAAGAAUCUCUUAUUGGAUGCAUCGUGUAAUGAAAACGAAUGAUAUUUCAGAAAGACGAUUACAAUUUUUUCAUCGUUAUCCCCAAUCGUGCAUUCCUCUGAAAUAUCUCGUCUGAUAAAAUUGUCGCUCGCAACGUUUUUCCGAGGAGUCCUUCAAUUAACCGAUGGCCUGUCGUGCGUUCGAUAUUAAAUAUGCGACGUACCUCACAUUCGUCAUCGCACAACCACCUCGAAAUGGUCAGUCGGCAGCAAAAAAAAGGCCGGUUCGCCUCGCGGAACUCAAGAGUCCUCAUGAGAGCCAAUGAAUGGUCGCUCUCUCCACGACCGAAAAAAAAAUCGCGGCGCUUCUCCCCCGGUCGGGGCAAAUCGCGCUCGUUUGCGACACGCCGCCCGUACCCUGCGAGUACGAGGGUGCUUUCGCUCCCUCUUUAUUUCGUCGGCGGGAAUUCUCGUUCCGGAACGAUUAUCGUCCUUCUCCGGCGACGAUGGCGGGACAACGACAGAGGGGCGGGUCGGCUCCUCUCUCUUUCUCGGUCACCGUGAGAAAUUAUAAGGGCGAAUCCGCCUUUAAGGACUACGAAGAAGAUCUUAGUUCCUCCAUAAAUAAACACAACUGCCCGCGCAGCUGGCGCGGACGUAAUUCAUCGUGAAUUAAUUUAAGGGCCACCGCCAUCUCCCGCGGCCCUCGCCGCCCUCAUCCACCAUCUCGAAUCCUCCCCGUCCCCUCCCGCUCUUCUCAGCCCCGUCUCUCAUCCCCUCGCCACCGGCCGCUUUCAUUAGAAGGCCCGCCGUGCCGAGGCCGCGCCAUUUGGCGGCUCUCCGCUUUAUGCUGAUUUUAUUUCCCUUCUUUUGCGGGUAUCUCGGGUGGAGUAAUUGUGCGCGGUAUUAUCAUUCACCGCGGCAUCGUGUUGUUCGGCCGCGUGAGAUAUCGGUCCUUCGAAUCGGUCGAAGGCAAAGCGAAGAGGAUAUCACACGGUUCGCCGCAGCUUCCUGCCUCUUCUCAUCCUCGUCACCUACAUUCUCAUCGUCGUCGUCAUCAUCGUCGUCGUCGUUGUCGUCUUUGUUCGUCGUGAUGCCCAACGGCGUCAACGACUCCUUCCUACGACUUCCAAACGGUCUUGCCGUUCCGUUUGAACUACGGCGAGAAGUCAUACCUGUAAAGUUGCAGCUGCAGCAGCACCUUCUCACACCGGUCCUCAGCCGUCUUUCUCCGUAUGGUUGCUCGUAGAUUUCCGUCUCCCACCCACGCUUCCACCCUCGGCCGCUUGCUUAAAGCGUCGGUUACGCUUAUUAAAAUCCCGUGAAGUACGACGUGUAAGCUCGUCGAGAGAGAGAAAGGGAGAGAGAGCGGGGAGAGAGAGGGAGAGAGAGAAAGAGAUCGAGGGUGAGAGGAAGUGGUGUGUGUACAGGAGACGCGGUUAGUUUAUCGCACGCUCGGUUCGUUUCGUCAUUUCGACGCCUGAUGAAGGAUACAGUUCCAAAAGGCUCAACAUGUUGCAACGAGAACGAUCAAUGAAAUUUCACGACUCAUCGCGAUAUAUCAGUGUUCCAUACGUCCUACGUUAAUAUAUUAAUAUAUGUUUUCGUGUCGCUGUGGAUCUAUGGCAGUGCUCUCGUUAUAUUGGAUUGCAACAUACAUUCGUCCUGUGGUUUUAGUGUUUUUAAUAACGAAUAUAUGUUACAACCCACAUUAUUAAAAAUACUAAAUCAAUAGGACGAAUAUAUAUUAUAUAAUCCAAUAGGAUAACUAUAAUCGUCUUGUGUGAAGAUAAGUAUAAAAUUCCAAAUUUAUUAAGACAUUAAAGUUAUAUUUAUUCCGAGAUCUGGAAUACUAUAAUUUAUAGACUUUUGAACUUAUCAGUAUAUUUUUAUAUUUUAUUACUUUUUCACGUUGAUUGCAAAGUCUAGUAAUGGUUUGUCUUGUGUUUAACGCUUGAUAUAAGUUGACUCUUUAACUGCGAUUUUUUUAUAAUACGAUCGAACAGCUUUGAGAAGUUUGUUUUAUGAGGUUUAAGUGGGUCGAUUGAACCGAUGUAAAGUUUUGAGUCUUGGAGGAGGGGAAUUAGGCAACUUCCUUUUAUCUGCGUGAAUUAUCGCCUCAUUGGAUCGUCCCUUCUUAGCAUUCACUUUGUCUUUGUGCAAACAAUGUUGCAUUUUUAUCUUUUGAGCUUCAUAAUAUUCUGUCGAUAUAUAUUUUCUGCAGAUCCUUAUUUUUCUUGACAUUGUUUAUUUGAUACUUUAUUUGAUUAUUUUCAUAAAUAUUUUUUGCUGCAGAUGUCGAUAUAUUCUAUAUGAUUCCUGAACUAUCUUCAUUUUUUGGUGCCGCUGUUGCCACGCUUAUCUUUUUCAUGGUCCUUCUUUUAUUUACUUUAGUUUCGUAGCGUGGCUUGUUCUGGCCGUUGGUUUUUUUACGUUUAUUGAGUCAUAAAUAACAUCAUAUCUUUUUUAUCGAAUGAGAAAGCAUUGUUGCAAAAAAGUACAACAAUUCAAAUAUACAUUUUAGUAUUUUUACGAUUUUCUUGCAAUAAUUUUCACAAUCUGUUAAUUUCAAUAUCGAAUUUGUAUAGAAAGCAAUCGAAGCAAAACUAUUAUAAUAUUAUAAUUGUUAAAUAUUAUUUAUAAAUAUGUAUUUAUCAUUUCUGUUUAACAUUAUAUUUUUAUUAAUUAUAUUUUACAAAUAAGAAUAAUAUAAAUCAUACACUAUAUUAUAAUAUAUAUAUUGCAAUUUUACUUUUAAACAAAGGGAAAAUUUAAUUCUUCGCUUAUCCAUGGAUAUAAAUGUUUACGAAAAAUUAAAGAAAAAAGUACAAUUAAGAUAACUGGCUUAUAUUUAAAAGUAUGAUAGAAUCUUCUUCUCAGCUUAUAUUAUUCACUUUUACGAGAGUGAACUGCGACAUUACGACAUGGACAUUCGCUCUUUCGAUCCCUAAGCCGUUACGGAACAAUCGGAGUUCCGCCGCACUUAUUUUCCGACUUUUCCUUUAAGUUCGGUGACGGACAGUAUCGAGAUACAGUUUCCGAAAAACAAAAUGUAUUAUGGAUGUUUCCCGGAAAAAAACAUUCUCGCGUGAGAGAGCUGCCGAUGAAUUUUCUACGUAGUGGGAUACGUGGCCGGAAGCAACCCUCGAAAAUCCCUAAGUCGCCCGUCGUGGAAGUUAUCACUUGACAGUUAUAUGGCAGCUGUACGUCACUGUUACUCGGCGAGUCUUGCGGGCAGCUUCCCCCCUUUUGCUCUUCCAAACACUCCCUCUUUCCAGACUGCAAUAUCAGACAAUACGAGAAAAUGGAACUUUUUGAAUACAUGGAGAACUGUUAAUGGUAUGCAUGAUGCGAGAAGUGAUGAUGUCUCACCCAUUUUAAAAACUUUCCAACCCCACAUUCCUCACCCUCUCUACCGGCGCUGCUAAGCUUUAGCAUCGGUAUCGUAAGUACGUAUUUUAUCUGACAUCAGAAGAGCCGAGGUAUGAAACAUCUGUAUUUAUAUCUUUCAAAUAUAAAUGGAUAUAAUUUUAGAUCAAAACGCGACGUAAAUAUCUUUAAUCUUUAACUGGAUGCUUAACUUAGAUUAUAAAUCAAAUUAUACAAUCAUUAUACAAUCAUGCUUUAUUUACAUGCAUUCAUGAUCAUUCAUGUGCUGACGUAUUGCAUCGGAAUAUAUUAUAAAUGUUACACAUUUAUUUGUAAACUUGAAGUCCACAAAUGUCCAGAGGAUUAGUACUACGCUUUUUUUUUCUUUUCUAUUAAAGAAAUUUAACUAAAGUUCCUGUGAAGCAAGGACAGAGUUCGGUUUUUGAAUACGAUACGCAUAGAUACAGAUAUAGUCGCGCCGGCUCUUCUGAUAUUAACCGCACGAAGUAGCUUUCCUGUUGAGUUUCGACGUGGCAUGUCGUAUACUUUUUGCAUGGCGCAAUGAAAGUUGAACGCGAUUGGAAAGUGGAAGGCGUUCCUCAUUUUGAUUUAUGUGAUGAUCGAAGUAUCCCAGAACCAUUGGUACAGGUCCUACGGGAGUACCUCACGAGGCGGAAAUGUGCUUUAGAAACUUUCCACGAAACAUGUUUAUGCGCUUCUCGACGGGUGUACAAGACACUGAUUAACCGGAUUGCAUUGACCUCGCUCAUGAACGAGAUCGGUUUGACUUUGCGCAUGAGGAAAGAAGACCGUACUCAUCGUUGUUAAAUAGGCGACAAUUUCCCACGCCUGAACGAACUCAUGCGAGUGUUGUCUUAUGGACACUGCUCGUAUGAGCGCGUACUCGAUUGUUAACAGCGUAUAUUGAGCGCAAGGCUAUCACCCUGUAUAAAUAAUAUUCGAGAAGUCAUAGUUGGCGCUCGACAUGACUCUACGAUGGCAUCUUUCCUUUCCUGGAGUGCGCGAUGUAUAGUGUCCGCAUAAUUUUGUAUAGCUGUACGUACGCGCGCGAACUCGAUUGUUACGAAUGCAAGCGAAGAUUAAUUAAAGGCUAAAUGAAGAGUGUGAGAAAGGCGGAUUGUAUAAAUAUAAUCGUCUAAGAAGGUAGCGAAAAGAGUAAUACUGUAAAUAAUUGUGAACAUACAAUUGUAACCAAAUCAUUCACGGCGGAAUAAAAACGAAGCUUCGUGUCGCAAAUGAAGCUGCCAAUAAAAUAUUA
Messenger RNA from Ooceraea biroi (clonal raider ant), 10501 nucleotides. RefSeq names its product lachesin. The record is from RefSeq and is a predicted model, not a curated record. Lineage: Eukaryota; Metazoa; Arthropoda; Insecta; Hymenoptera; Formicidae. Gene Ontology annotation, cellular component: neuron projection.